UUAAAGUUAUCUUGACAGCUGAUAGACCGUACUUGACAGCUGACAGUUUACUUUGACAAACCAAAACUAAAAGCAAGUCAUUGAAUUUUAACGAAUGAAAUCUACAAAGAGAAGCGAGUAUUCUGUUCAAAACUGUGUUUUAUAAAUUAAUACAAAAUAUAUAUUCGAAAUUACCAUGUCUGCGAAUAGAGAAGAUACAUUACGUCAGUUUUGUGAUGUUACCGGUGCUGACGAAGAUCGCAGUAAAUUCUUUUUAGAAUCCUCAAACUGGCAAUUAGAUGUUGCUCUUUCAAGUUUCUAUGAGAACGGUGGUAAUGCAGAUGAGGCUCCAGCUAAUCCAACGAGUGCGGCAUCAUUCUCUGUUCUGCCAGACAGCGAUAUGGAAUCACCGCCCGUCUCACCUCAGGUACAAAAGUCCCAGAAAAAAGAAAAAAAGAAAACCUCAAAUACAAAGUUUGGGACCAUAGGAUCGCUGCAGCAGGAAAGCUCAAGCGAUGAGGAAGAAGGUCAGGCAUUUUAUGCUGGGGGCUCAGAACGGUCCGGGCAACAGAUCUUAGGGCCAAGUAAAGGCAGGAAAGAUAUCGUCUCUGAAAUGUUCAAGAGCGUCAGAGAGCGAGGAGCAGUCGUCUUUGAAGACGAACCAACAUCCAGUAGAGGCCGUGGUCGAGGGGGCCUCUUCGCCGGAGUUGGCUAUAGAUUAGGACAAACUGCAGAUGAUCACGAGCCAGUGUCUGCAUCGAAUCCACAACAACAAGAGCAAGUGAGACUGGUGAGACUGUGUCUGUACCGCGAAGGCUUCACGGUGGACGCGGGUCCGCUGCGCCACUACAGCGACCCGGAGAACGCGGAGUUCCUGAGCUGCAUACGUCGCGGUGAGAUUCCGUCGGAGUUGUCGGGGCAGGGGGUCUCGGUCCGGGUGAGCCUCGAGGACAGCAGACACGAGGAGUGUCCCCGGCACGUGGUCAAGCCGCAGGCCUUCGCCGGGAAAGGGCACAUGCUGGGCAGUUUCAGACACCGUACCGAUAUAUUUGAAGUUAAUGUGGUUAACAGUCCCACGCCCCCCACGGUGGGCGCCACAGCCGCCGUGGCGGGCGACCAGGCCGACCGCGCGGCCAACCUCCGCGCCGCACAGAGCGCCGUCACACUCGACGAAACGCAACCCGUCACUACGCUGCAGUUCCGACUGGCCGACGGCACCCGCAUCACGGGCCGGUUCAACCACAGCCACACGGUCGGCGCGCUGAGGGAGUUCGUGUCGCGAGCGGAGCCGGCGUACCAGCUGCGGCCAUUCAGUCUGCUGACGGCCUUCCCGAGCGCGGAGCUGGGUGACGACGCCGCGACCCUGGCGCAGGCGAACCUGCUCAACUCGACGGUCAUGCAGCGGCUCAAGUAGCGACACCAAUAGUUUUGUUGUAUUAAAACGGUCUUAUAUAAAAUGGAUUUUGAUUUG
Molecule: messenger RNA, 1450 nt
Organism: Bombyx mori (domestic silkworm)
Lineage: Eukaryota; Metazoa; Arthropoda; Insecta; Lepidoptera; Bombycidae
Gene: p47
Product: NSFL1 cofactor p47
Exons: 9
Coding region: 176-1393 (405 amino acids)
Biological process (GO): membrane fusion; Golgi organization; proteasome-mediated ubiquitin-dependent protein catabolic process
Cellular component (GO): cytosol; nucleus
Molecular function (GO): ubiquitin binding
Source: RefSeq, a predicted model, not a curated record